AUGCAGAACCCGACGACAUGGACCCCGAUUCCAGGCGUGCCCUACGCGGCCUCCCGAAAUAGACUCUCGCCGUCCGAAAAAAACUGCGCGAUCGAUGCCUCUCGUCUCGCUGCGAUCACCCGACAAUACGACAUCGGAGACCAGUUCGACUACUUCACUCGAACCGUCAGCUUUCAGCGCAACCACAGCCUCGAACGAAAAAGCAUGACCAUAGUUUCACAACAAUUUCUAAGCCCCAACACGAUUACAUUCGAUGCCACCAAGCAAAAUGAUGGAGCCAUUGUCGGCGGUGACUGCUUCGAGCCCCUGCAAGUCGAAGUCACUGCUUCUGGCCUCCCUUCGACAGUCGACGCUUCGGAUUUGAUAUUUGGCAUAUCAACUACAUUUGAACGACUAAACGAAUCACGCUCUGAAAUAAUCGGCGACUGGGAAUACUGGCUCACCAAUGGCCACGGUGUAAGCAACGGCGCCAAGCUGUUCGUUACACUCUUCGAGGCUACCGACAUUGAGCUCCGUCUCGCUCGUAAGCUGCUUCAUGGUACUGGUAUAGACGCCACCGUCGACCGCUCUGAUGAUAGAGAUAUGCCAGUUCGCUACAUCAACCUCGUUCCGUACCUAUACCGACAGGAGGCUUCUCGACACAGAAAGUGGAUAGUGUUAUGUGAUGACGACACUUUCUUUCCAAGUAUGCACGGCCUUGUUCAAAGGCUCAGAUCCUUUGAUCAUUCCAAGCAGCUUUACAUUGGCGCACUUUCCGAAGAUGUUGGAGCUAUCGAGCGCCACGGUUCACAAGCAUUCGGUGGAGCUGGCGUUUUCUUGUCAUCGACAAUGGCGAAAACCAUUGCAGAGUCCAUUAGCGGUUGUACAUCGGCGGAGAAGGUUGAUGAAGCAGGAUGGCAAGGCGACAAACUUCUGCGCAACUGUAUCUACGAAAACAGUGAAACACGGCUUGUUGCAUUGCCCGAUCUCUGGCAGCUUGAUUUCAGGGGCGAUCCAGCAGGAUUUUACGAAUGGGGACACAAACCGCUCUCGCUACACCAUUAUCGAGGUGACGGCUGGCAUACGGCUCGUCCUGCACAAUUUAGCAAAAUUGCGCAUGUCUGUGGCGAGGACUGUAUCUUGCAACGGUUCCAGACCGCCGAUAAUUUCAUCAUUUCCGGCCACUCCAUUGCUUACUACCCUAGAGGUAUUACGUUCGAAACGAGUCAGGUUGAGCAGACUUUUGAGGCAUUGUGGGACAAGGACGGCUGGAAUUUCGAUUUCGUGUUUGGCCCUCAGAGGCCGCCACUAAAGAGUAGUGGACGAAAGAUUUCAUGGGAGAUCCAAGGUUCCGAGGUUCGAUCUGACGGCUCAGUUUGGCAAACCUACCUACGAAGAAAGGACCAUCUCCGCUGGAACAGUGUAGGAGACCGGAGGCUGGGGGACCUUGAUAGUGUAAUUGAGUUAAUCUGGGUGCCUUGGGAUACGACCACUUAA
Messenger RNA from Emericellopsis atlantica, 1476 nucleotides. RefSeq lists its product as uncharacterized. Lineage: Eukaryota; Fungi; Ascomycota; Sordariomycetes; Hypocreales; Bionectriaceae. The transcript has a single exon. Gene Ontology annotation, cellular component: membrane. Gene Ontology annotation, molecular function: acetylglucosaminyltransferase activity. The record is from RefSeq and is a predicted model, not a curated record. The coding region runs from base 1 to 1476 and encodes 491 amino acids.